UGGAAUACAAACAAGAGGAGUAAAACAGAAAUGUAAAUACAACAUAAACAUUACCGAUUUUACAAACAUGCUGUAAAAUACUAGUAAAUAAUCAAAUGAAAUACAUGCAGGUUAUUGGUUUGUUGGAUGAAAUGAAACGAUUUUAUUUAUUUAAUCUGAUUUCAAAACGUUAAUUGUGCAAAUAUUAAUGAACUAUUACAUCUGUUGUUAUCAGUAAGAAAGUAAAAAAAGAUGGGUAUACCUGGAUUAAUGACAUAUAUGAACCAGCACUCGGAUGUACAUCUUCAGAGAUACAGUUUGCAUGACAGUUAUUUAGUGAUUGAUGGCAACAGUUUAGCAUCUCAACUGUAUACUUACGAUACAAAAAGCAAUUCUUGUUUUGGAGGUGACUAUGACAAGUAUGCCUACUGUAUUUCCAACUUCUUUGACGAAUUACUCAGAUGCAAUAUCACACCGUUGGUCAUUAUUGAUGGUGGCUCAGAGGACAAGAAAAUGAAUACUAUUUACAAGAGAACGAGGGAUAAGAUACACGCUGCCCGCAACUUGAUGCCAUCGAGACAAACGAGGUCUGUUUUGUUCCCUUUGCUGUUGAAGGAGACAUUCAAAAAUAUUCUUAGUCAGAAAAACAUCAAAUGUGCCCAGUCCUUGUUUGAAGCAGAUGAUGACCUUGCCUCUGUAGCUAGGCUCUUAAACUGUCCUGUUCUUAGUUUUGAUUCCGAUUUUUACGUGUUUGAUGUUAUGUAUGUACCUUACAAUACUUUGGAUAACGGUAUUGUCAGAAAUCCAAACGGUAAUGGAUUCAUGAAGAACUGCAAGGUGUACAAAAUUGACUUUUUUUUGCAACGUUUUCCCCACAUGGAUAGAACACUUAUGCCUCUGGCUGCAACUUUAUUGGGCAACGAUUACAUCAGCAGAAGUAAUUUUAAAGACUUUUUUAGUACACUGAAGCUCCCCAAGACUUCUAAGAGAAAGUUCAAUGGGCAGCAGCGCAUGAUAGAGGCAACUUUCAGGUGGCUCGAGAAUCAAACUUUAGACAACGCCGUUGCCAAAGUAUUAAGUAAAUUAAAUCCCAGCAAGAGGGAAAAAAUUCUUGAAGUCAUGGAAAUGGUGAUAAAUGGGUAUUUGGUUGCUUCUCCAAGGAUGUUACUGCCUCUGGGAUUUUCACCAGAGUUUGUCAAUAAUCUUUUGCAAAAGUUUCCCAACAAGUCGUACAAAUUUCAGCAAGAUGUCAACAACUUGAAAGUCAUAUAUGAGCCGAAAGCUGAUAAUGACGAUGAAACCGAUUUAAGUUGUGACGAGGACAGUGGAGGUAGCGACGACAAACUGGACAUUGUUAUGCCAGAAAAUGAAAGCAAUCUGUGCAAAAUCGUACCCCUUUGGUUCAUACAAGAGUUCAAUGCUGCCAACUAUCCAUCAUAUUUCAUAGACAUGUUGACAAGACAGAUAUAUGUUUGUCCAGUACAAAUCGAAGACUAUAGUCAGCCCACUUGUAUCAAUGUUAGUUUGAAACUCAUUCGGGUGAUUUUUAAAUUAUUAAGCUCAGGAACAACUAAUUGUAAUACUCUCGAGUACGUGACAAGAGGCAAACUGACUAGUAUUGUCAGGGAUAAAUUACAAUGCGACGAUAGCAUAUUCAACUGUAAAUUUCCUGCUUUAUCACGUUUACGCGAAAUGCCACUCAUGAUAAGAAAGGAAAUACUAGAUAAUACUUUAGAAGUUACGGAUCAGGUGAUGAACGAGUUCCCACCCGAGUGGAGGCUUUACAUAGCUACAAUCAAACACUGGGUAAAUGAAGCUCAGCCACAAUUCGGGACCAAUUGCCAUUUGUAUGCUUUAUUAUUUACAAUGCUGUUCCACGUCAUCGACAAAAAAAUCGGCUUUCACAGAUCCCAAUCGUAUGUUGACAAAAAGUUCGGGCAGCAGUUGAACGCGUUGCGUCAAAGUAGACAAAACUUGCACUAUCAACCAGCGACGAACAUGUACGUGUACCAAGCUUACAGUAUGGUAAACCCAGACGACUGUUUGCUAGCCUUGCGAUUUUUCUUAUCAAAUUUCAGCAUGGACCAAUCGCUUUUGAUGAACCCAAAGAAAUUUCACAUAUCCACAGUCCAUGCCUUCUCUCUGUUUCAAAAUUGCCUGAGACACAGUUGUCACUUGAACGCAUUGCUCGGCUAUCCGUAUCCUCAUCCCAAUAUUGCUGAACUCUUGAACAGCACCCUUCUGUACAAUUUGUACAAUUGUUUUAAGCAACGCCACGACAUCGAUGUGUACAUAAGCAAUGUUUUGCAAACCUCGCCGAGUCUCUUGCAACUUUUCGUUUCGAUGUUGGCGACUGUCAGAAGUAUGUUUGCCAAGGCCAUCGACAACAGAAUAAAUGUGGGCAAACGAAGGAAAAACAGAAAUAAGAAUAGAGGCAAUUUGCAGUCCCCGGACGACGAGGAUGCGUACGAUGCAGAAAACGACAAUGUCUCGUACUACGACGCCAAUAAUCGGUAUUCCAUGCUGAUGAAUCAGGGUUGAAGCAAAUUAUAUGUAUUUUGAAAAACUUUGAGUUUUUGAAGAUUAAUUUUAAGGAAUAACUUUUUUUAUUCAUCGCAUCUAAUGUAUGAGCUUUAGUAUAUUUAAACUGUGUAUAAAUAUACUUUAGUUUAAUACAACACCACCUACGACGUCACUUGCAUAGUCGUGUUUAAAUAAAAUGUUGA
Copidosoma floridanum is the source of this 2705-nucleotide messenger RNA. It is a transcript of the gene ast, whose product is annotated as single-strand DNA endonuclease protein asteroid. The record is from RefSeq and is a predicted model, not a curated record. Lineage: Eukaryota; Metazoa; Arthropoda; Insecta; Hymenoptera; Encyrtidae. Gene Ontology annotation, molecular function: nuclease activity.